AUAAUUUGGCUAAUUAAGGUGUUACAUUAUAUUUGCCUCCACCAGUACGUGCUUUUCCAACGAGCGCUUGUCUUCUGGGGAUUGGGGCGUUUGUGUAUAAGGAGAAGAGGAGCAAGGGGGAUAGGUGGAGACGGCGAGGAUGGAGUUACGAAUCCUUCCUUGUACAAGAACAAGAGUCAAGAAGGAAGCCUCAAUCGCCAAGAAGCACCAAGUUGAGCUCCCCAUGCUUGCUUGAUCAUGAUAUCCUGUAGUGAUUAAUUUGUGGAAUCAAGAAGGCCUUGUUGCUUAAUUAUUAAAUAAGGUACAAAAACAAUUCAAUUUAAGGAGAAAUCUUUAGGAUUAAUAACUCAACCAUAUAUGGGAAAAAAAUCCAAAACUACCACCGUUUAAAAAAAAUUUACAAAAAUACCACCCACUCCAAAUAAUUUCCAAAAAUACCAUCCUUUAUUUAAAACCGCGCCUCUAUGUAGCGGUUUUUACUUAAACCGCGCUUCCAGGAAGCGUUUUAGAUAAUAACCGCACCUCGGUAAAGCGUUUUUAAUUUCCAGAACAAAACGCUCUUGGAAGGAGCGGUUAUAGGCUAACCCUACCACAAAACGCUUUAGGAAAGAGCGUUUAUGUGUCGGCAUUACAAACCGCCUACCCAAAGGGCGGUUUAUAGUGUCAGGACACAAACCGCUCCUCCAAGCGGCGUUUUAUAGUGUCAGGACACAAACCGCUGCCCCAAGGAGCGGUUUGUGCCUGGUCACCCGACAGCCAACAUGUCGGACAUGUCGGCAUGCAGGGGGUAGGGCACGUAGGGCUUCAUGGCAGACCGAAACCGCUCCCCCGCCCAUCGAUUUUGGUGCAAAAUUUUGCCUAUAAAAGGCGGUUUCAGAGAACUCAAUUCUUCACACCUCCUCCUCUUCCUUCUUAAAAUUUCAGCUUUAAAUUAUUUAGUUUUUGCGAUUAACGUUUAUUCGUAAGUUUGUUUCGUAAUUACUUUUCAUUGUCCUUUGUUAUUUUAUGUUAGUAACUUAAUUACUUUUCAUUGCCCUUUGUGAUUUUAUGUUAGUAACUUAAUUACUUUCCAUUGUCGUUUGUGAUUUUAUGUUAGUAACUUAAUUACUUUCCAUUGUCAUUUGUGAAUUUAUGUUAGUAACUUAAUUACUCUUCAUUGUCCUUUGUGAUUUUAUGUUAGUAACUUAAUUACUUUCCAUUGUCAUUUGUGAUUUUAUGUUAGUAACUUAAUUACUUUUCAUUGCAGAUUUGUGAUUUUAUGUUAGUAACUUAAUUACUUUUCAUUGUCAUUUGUGAAUUUAUGUUAGUAACUUAAUUACUCUUCAUUGUCAUUUGUGAUUUUAUGUUAGUAACUUAAUUACUUUUCAUUGCAGAUGGCAUUCCAAAGGUUCACGCUUGGGUUGCGGUGGAAUGGUUACACGGAAGAGACAGAAAAGGGUGUAAGUUACGUCGGUGGCAAUUUUUAUAAAAUGAAGGUCCGUACGAGACCGAUGCUUGAAGAGCUCCAUCAAAUGUGCACUCAGAUUACCUGCAUGGAUGGCACUAGAAGAGUUGAUCGAAUGGUGUAUCGAUAUCCAAACAGACAUGACGGGUCGCUGUGGCAUGAGGAAUUCCUCCUUACCACUCAGGAGGACGUUGAUGCCAUGGUCCAAUUUUUGACCACCAAUAAAAUUAAGCAAGCGGAGAUGUUCGUUUACACCGAGGUCGUCGAAGGCAGUGUAGGUCAUUCUGGAGAUGGCCAAACAUCUGGUAUCCACGGUGGGAGUGUAUUAUACGAAAAUCAUCCCCACCAGGAUUUCCAAGAGUCGAGCUGGAGGCAGGAGUAUCAUCAUGGUACUGGAGGAAGUCAUCAAUCCUUCCCUUCAUAUGAAGAAGAAGCUCAACAGGCGGAUUACAACCAACAAGCAGGCUACCAGUACCCACCCGACUACAACUUCUAUCAAAGCGGUGUUAGUUACCACAACUACCAUUACGGAGCUAGUGAAGGUGAAGGUGCCUUUCAUGCUGGUAGUCAGAUGGAAGAAGAGGUCAAUCCAAGUCCAGUUAGUGACCCUGAGGAUGAAGAAGAGGAAGGCGAAGUUAGUGCAGACAGCGACGAUCCGUUGGAGGGUGCUGAUGAUUCCGGCCCAGAUUCAGACGCAGAUGGUGAUGAGGUAGCUCACGACCGUGUACCUAUUUCAUACUACAAUCACAUUCAAAGUGAAGAUUGGUAUGUUGAUGCCGACAUGGACCCGCCAGAUGUGCCAGUAUGGGGUCCACUAACUGGCUUUACGAAGGGCCAACAAUUUGCAACGAAGAAUGAGGUCCGGCACGCUAUUUCCACUGAAGCAAUGACUCGGAGUUUUGAAUGGCAAACAACCCAUUCCGACACAAAGAGGCUGCUGGUUCGAUGCAGAAAUGAAAAUGAGGGAUGCAAAGCUAGGGUUCGGGCUAUCAAGAGCAAGAGAGUCGGCCAUUGGGUCAUAUCCCGUGCGGUGAACACACACACAUGUGUGUCAUCAAUAACAUCCCAAGGCCAUCGACAGUUGAAAUCAAGGGUGGUUGCCGCGGCUAUCAAACAUCUAAUUGAGGAGCAGCCCGACCUUAAGGUCAAAACCAUCAUCGCCCACAUUUCUAGUCGUUAUGGUUAUAUCAUUAACUACAAGAAAGCAUGGCAUGGGAAACAGAAAGCAAUGGCUGCCGUGUUUGGUGACUGGGAAGAAUCAUAUGCAUUCCUUCCCAAAUUGAUUUUGGCGUUGGAGGUGUCUAACCCUGGCACCAUUUUCUCGCCUCGCUACCAAGAUGAAGAAAUUCAAUCGCCGGCGCCUGGUAACAAUCGCCAAUUCAAGCGUCUUUUCUGGGCCUUCAAGCCAUGUAUUGAUGGUUUUCCAUACUGUGUUCCUGUGAUUCAAGUUGAUGGAACAUUCCUUACCGGCAAGUACAAGGGUACUCUACUGAUUGCCAGCGGAGCAGAUGCAAAUAGAUUAGUAUAUCCAUUAGCCUUUGCCAUUGUGGAGGGAGAGAAUACCGAUAGCUAUGGCUGGUUCUUCAGACAAAUUCAGCUCCAUGUCACUAGGCGGACGAACCUGACCCAAGCCCAAAAUUGGACGAUGAACAUAGCCCCAUCAAUCUCCUUCACCGCUCUCGCACUAGCAUUACAUAGAGAUCGGUAGAGAUGAGCUAAGCAAGCAGAUGCCCAACUCAGGUUUCCCAUGUCAUCCCAAUCACCAAGUAUGAUCUUCAACCAUGAAUUGCUGAUUAGGUUGUUGGAUUUCUUGGGGAAGAAGACUCCUCCGAUCAUGCCGAGGAUGUAGAUACGUGCAUAAAUUUCUUUAUCACGUUCCGAACUUUCCUCCGUGAGGGGAAUGCCUCCGAACUCAGGGUUGUGCUUACGCCUGAUCUCCGCUGUCAACCAAGUGAUGGAUACUUGGCCCUUGGACAAUGGUGGAAGACCAUCCGCAUCGUGAUCUCCCUUCUCUGGCGGACACAACCCGGUGACCAUCCAUAUAAAAUGUUGCCAACCACUCAUAUUGGCAACAACUUUAGGUGGUGGCGUAGAAUCCACACAAACAACAUCACCAUCGAUGGGGAGAUCGGUUAAGAUGGCGAUGUCCUUAAGUGUGAUGGUGCACUCGCCUUCACAAAAAUUGAAGCAGUGUGUCUCCUUUCGCCAUCUCUCUACCAUCGCCGUGAUGAGUUGGCGGUCGAUCUUGAUCCCAUUGAAAUGCCGAAUCGAAUCCAAUCUUGCCCUUUUUAGAAAGGGCAAGAUGACGUCGUUCCAUUCAAGCACAUUCGUUGUGCCCCUAUAGCGGACUAUAUGGUAUGCAUCCUAGAAAAAAUUUUAAAUUUCAUUAUAAGUUGAUGAUUUAUACAUAUAUAAAUAUAUUAUAAGAUACAAUUUAUAUAUAAAUCAAGGUUGUUUUAGAGAAAUAUACAUUAUCUAAUAAACAUUUAUUUUAACAUAACUAAAAUAAUUUUCUAAGAUGCAAUAUUAAUUAAAUGAAGGUUGUUUUAGAGAAAUAUACAUUAUCUAAUUAAAUAUUAAUUUUAACAUAACUAAAUAAUAUUAUAAGAUGCAAUAUUAAUUAAAUCAAGGUUCAUUUAGAGAAAUAUACAUUAUAUAAUAAACAUUAAUAUUAGCAUAAAUAAAUAAUAUUAAAAGAUGCAAAUAUUAAUAUACAUUAUCUAAUAAAUAUUAAUAUUAACAUAACUAAAGUAAUAUUCGAAAUUUAAGUAUAAAUAUUUUUGGUACACAUAAAAUCAAAUAUAUUAUUUUGUUAAUCGUAUUGAUUAUUUUCAAUAAUUUAAAGCAAUACAAGUACACUCGUAAGACUCUUAGGAGAGGUAUACAUCUCCUUAGAAACACAGUCUUUUUGACAGAAAAAGGGGGGAUCCGAGGAUCGCUUAGAACCCGAUUUUCCCAGGUCAUGGGGGGAUCAUGAUGAUCGCUUAAGUCCCCAUUUCCUUAGACAUGCAUUUCUUUAUAACAGAGUCUCAAUAAGUGUUGUAUUGUAUUGAUUUAAAUUAUUGAAAAUAAUCAAUACGAUUAACAAUUAAGUAAAUUAUUGUACAACAAAUAAAUUACUUUAACAAAAUACAAAUUACAAAUGAUGAUAAAUAAUAUGUACCUUGUGGUCGUUCCAAACGUCUCUUGAACGAUGAUUUGCUUGAUCGUAUAAAACUGUCGGAUCAAUCGGUCCUUGAUCAACAUAAUAUCGUUGAUUGAAAAUAUCAACAUUCGGCCCAACCUACGAUAGCAUAACAAUAACAUAAAUCAUUAGUAUAUAAAUUAAAUAAAUCAUUAUAACAACAACAACAAUUGGGAAAAAUGAGUACGUACCGUUUGAUAAUCAUCAUAAAAAAGACCCUCUUCUUGAGCGAAAUCGGCCAUUCUCUCGGAAUCCGGACAGAGGUUCGACGUUUUUUUAGUGAAAACCAAAGAAAAAGUAUUUUGGAGGCAGAUCGGACUUAGCCGCAACCAACAAAAAAACUAAUUCUAA
Molecule: messenger RNA, 4979 nt
Organism: Linum trigynum
Lineage: Eukaryota; Viridiplantae; Streptophyta; Magnoliopsida; Malpighiales; Linaceae
Source: the annotation of a GenBank genome assembly